UGUAAACAUUGUGAACAUCUGUGAGUUGUGUGCAUGUGGGAAGUGGGUGUAUAAAGUUUAUGACACUUGUUAUGUUAAGAAUACAAUGAUGAGCUUUAGUAAGUUGCGACACUUGUCGCGAAGAGUAAUCAGUUCGUCUCGGGUAUCACGUCAGCUGUCUCAAAAACUUACGGAAGAUGCUGUUAGUGUAAAAACUGAUACCGUUACUGAGGCUCAAAUAAGUGGAAAGCCGAAAUUAGACAGACCACCAUUCGUGAAGGGCUUAUUUUUAGGACAUUUUGACGCUAAUGUUCUAACGUAUCCAGAAGUUUUGGACAAAGAAGAAUUGCAGUCUCUUAAUGAACUCGUGGCACCCGUCGAACGGUUUUUCUCCGAAGUUGACUCAAAAGCAAUAGACCAAUCAGGAGCAAUUCCAGAUAAAAUAUUAGAGAGUCUGAAGUCAUUAGGUCUAUUUGGACAACAAAUUCCUGUUGAAUUUGGUGGCCUUGGUCUGAAUGCAACUGAGUACGCUCGGCUCGGAGAAGUCAUAGCUCUUGAUGGCUCCAUAGCUGUCACACUUGCAGCACAUCAAGCAAUUGGCUUGAAGGGAAUACUGAUUGCUGGUACUGAAGAACAGAAGAAGAAAUAUCUACCUCAUUUAGCAACUGGUGAGUGGAUUGCUGCAUUCUGUUUAACAGAACCUUCCAGUGGUUCUGAUGCUGCAUCAAUCCAGACACGUGCAAAGUUAUCUGAAGAUGGGAAGUCGUGGAUUCUGAAUGGUAGCAAGCUGUGGAUUAGCAAUGGAGGACUUGCAAACAUUUUUACAGUUUUCGCGAAAGCAGAGGUAGAAAAUCACAAAGGAGAGAAGGAAGAAGUUGUAUCAGCUUUUAUUGUGGAGAGAGACUUUGGUGGUGUAACGUCAGGAAAACCAGAAGACAAGCUUGGAAUUAGAGGGUCCAAUACAUGUGCGGUAUUCUUUGAUAAUACACCAGUUCCUGUUGAGAAUGUCUUGGGAGAGAUUGGAGGCGGCUUCAAACUGGCUGUGAAUAUUUUGAACAGUGGUCGAUUCAGCAUGGGAAGUUCUUCUGCAGGAAUUUUAAAAAAAUUAAUAGAGUCAACAGCAGAACAUGCCAUUAACAGAAAACAAUUUGGAAAGCAGAUUAAAGAUUUCGGACUUAUUCAAGAAAAGAUUGCAAAAGUGACAUGCAGUACAUAUGCUAUGGAAAGUAUGGCUUACUUAACAGCAGGAAUGUUGGACACAUACAAAAAUCCUGAUUGUGCAAUUGAAGCUGCUAUAGUAAAGGUAUUUAGUUCAGAAGCUUUGUGGCACAGUGUGAGUGAAUGCUUGCAAGUACUUGGAGGCUUAGGGUACAUGAGAGAUUCUGCAUGUGAACGUAUCCUGAGAGAUUCCCGAAUAGCAAUGAUAUUUGAGGGAACGAAUGAGAUCUUGAGGAUUUUUAUUUCUCUUAUGGGACUUCAGCAUGCAGGCAUCCAGUUAAGUGAAACUGUAAGGAAAAUUAGAAACCCAGCAAUGAAUCCUGGUUUUAUUUUGUCAAAAUUAUGGGAAAGAAGACGUCAGCAAAUGGAUGACCCAAAAUUGAUCUUGGGUUUGGAGGGUUAUCUUCAUCCUUCCCUGCAGGUGCCAGCACAAAUGUUGGAGUACUGUGUUCUUCGGUUGCCAUAUGCUGUUGAAGUUGUUUUGUCCCGGCAUGGUCAGAAGGUAGUUGAUCAUCAAAUGGAACUCCGUAGAAUAGCCGAUAUUGUUAUUGAUAUAUUUGCCAUGACAGCUGUACUGGGGAGGGCAUCACGCUCUUAUUGUAUUGGUCUGCAGCAUGCAGAAAGUGAGGUGCUGAUUGCAGGAACAUUCUGCAAGGAUGCGCUGUUGAGAGUCAAAUCUGCUGUCAAAGAAAUUGAACUUGGGCCAGUAGCAACAAAUGACUCUAAUUAUUCCAAGGUUGCAGAAAAAAUUUUUGAAAAUAAAGGAUAUUUUCCUGUACAUCCAUUGACACGAAAUUUUUAGUCUAAUUUUUGUUGUUGUUUGGACUUUUAAAUAUUUUUUCUUUUUAUAAUUGCUGAAACUUGUUGAUAUUGUUUUGUGCCUGACACCACUGUGAAACUCAGUAAAUAUAUUGUUACACAAUUAAA
This is a messenger RNA of Schistocerca cancellata (South American locust), 2124 nucleotides long. Its product is annotated as complex I assembly factor ACAD9, mitochondrial-like. The record is from RefSeq and is a predicted model, not a curated record. Gene Ontology annotation, molecular function: acyl-CoA dehydrogenase activity; flavin adenine dinucleotide binding. NCBI's taxonomy places the organism in Eukaryota, Metazoa, Arthropoda, Insecta, Orthoptera, Acrididae. The transcript has 10 exons. The coding region runs from base 86 to 1999 and encodes 637 amino acids.